UGAUACCCACUUCACAAAUCUUUGGAAUAAGGUGUUUCAAUUAACUAAUAUAGUUAAUAGUACUAUCAAAAAAUAACAUUAUCAACAAUCUGCUCCUACUUAUAAAGUUACAUUAUUGUCUUAUAACGUCUUACUGAAAAAUAAUUAGUCAUCGCAUAUCUGUGGUCCAACAUAGAUCACAUAAAUGCAGGAACGCGAUAGUUUCUUAUGUCGUAAGGACAACCAAAUCCAAUUUUUCACGAAAUAAAAAAGUUGAAUAGUUUGAUAUUUUCAUUUUAAGACGUUUAUACCAUGUUGUCUAAACAAAAUUAUUUACUUUUUCCAAUACUGUGCUAUUGUUCUUUUACAUAUUUCACAAUUUUUCCUAUUUUGGCUAAAUUUUCAAAUGAAGUUAAUAUUCUUGAAGCAACAGACUUGACAGAACAAAGUACUGGUGUCAGUUUCACUUAUGGACGUUGUAAAAAUAAAACGGCUUACAAAUUAAACGAAAGAGCUAUGUUAACUGUGCAAACAUCACAAAUUUUUACAGAAUUAGAACACUUUCCUCUGGAUUUUUCAAUAAUCUCUAUAUUAAGAGUAGAUCAAGGUUCAGUAAGAAAUGCUGUCUUUACUAUUUACAAUGAAGCGGGCGAAGAGCAGUUAGGUCUAAUUUUAGGAAAUGAUAUUCAGUUACUUUAUAAUGACAUUGAAGCACGAGACGAUCAAAAAAACAUUCUUAGAUUUGAAUACGAAGUUAACGAUGGCCAAUGGCAUAAAUUAUCAUUCAGCGUUAAAGGAAAUUCGGUGACUUUAAUUUUGGAUUGUGAGCAACAGUUUACACAGGAACUAAAAAGAAAUACAACAAUAAGUAAAUCAGGAAUAUUAUUGGUUGGGCAACAGUUAGAUGAGACAUAUUAUUCGGGAGAUAUUCAAGAGUUGAAACUGUAUUCGACGCCUGAUGCUGCGUAUGAUAAUUGUGAAAUUUGGAAUGAAUUAUGCAAUAAAACAACUUUCAACAAUAAUUUGGAAGUCUCAGAAAAUAUUAACGAAAUUGAAUCAACUACAACUUAUAUCAUGUCAAAUACUAAUACUAGUAUUACAAUAAAUAGAAGUGAAAACAGUAUAGAUCCAGUGCUUGAAAAUCAAAAUACUUGUUUUCCGUCAAUUCGAGGAUAUCCGGGACCACCUGGAGAAAUAGGAUUAGCAGGUCCAAAAGGAGAACCAGGUCGUGAUGGUAUUGAUGGAUUUACUGGAAUACAAGGACCUCCUGGACAUGUAUUUUUAAUUCCUCUCAACCAAAAUCAAGGAGAUAAAGGCCCAGAUAGUCAGAUUGAAAUGUUUAAACAAAUGAUUUCGCAACAUAUGAUGUCAAUGAGAGGAAGUGAUGGACCUAUGGGUUUAAUUGGCGUUACAGGACCGGAAGGAACACCAGGCCCCGAAGGCUCAAAAGGUGAUUCUGGAGAACAAGGCGAACAAGGACCAAGAGGUAUAAGAGGAAUGCCAGGACCGCCAGGCCGCGAUGGUCACAGGGGCAGACCUGGUAGAGAUGGAGAACGAGGAACAACUGGUCCACCUGGCGUUAAAGGAGAACCAGGAGUCUCGGGAGUCGUAGGCUUACCAGGAGAAAAAGGCGAUCGAGGAUUUCCAGGCCAAAUUGGUGAAGCUGGUUCUCGAGGAAAUGAUGGACCUCGAGGAGAAGAAGGUCCUCAAGGAAUAGCUGGUAUACCGGGAGAAAUGGGUCCAAGAGGAUUUUCAGGACCACGUGGAUUUCCUGGUUUACCAGGUCCUCCUGGUGUACCUGGAUCUGAAGGCCCCGCAGGACCAAAAGGAACUACAGGAAAUACAGGAAAUCUUGGUCCUCCAGGACAAAUUGGUCCUACCGGCCCAAUUGGAAGCACAGGACCUCCAGGUGCAUUGGGCCCUCCUGGUAAUCAAGGUCCUCAAGGAAAACCUGGACUUCCAGGAUUACCCGGAGUAGAUGGAGCACCUGGUCAUCCAGGAAACACUGGAAUAGCAGGUUCAAAAGGUGAUAUUGGUCCACCAGGUGCACCAGGUUCAGUUGGUUUUCCAGGAUCACGAGGAGUAAAAGGUGACAUUGGUGUUCGAGGUUUACCAGGAGAAAAAGGCGACAAAGCUGAACGAGGCGCUGAUGGAGAAAAAGGGGAUCAAGGUGUUAAAGGGGAGCCUGGAAUAGCUGGAUCAUCAGGUCUUGUGGGUAUUGAAGGACCUGAAGGACCAAAAGGAUCAGAAGGACCUCGAGGUGAGAGCGGCAGUAUUGGAGCACAAGGCGAAAAAGGUAAACCUGGACCAAACGGUUUGCCAGGAUAUCCAGGAUCUCCUGGUGAAAAAGGUGAUAAAGGAUUAUAUGGAAAAGAUGGUACUCCUGGAGAAAAAGGGGAACGUGGUAAUACUGGACUACCAGGAGAAAGAGGAGAGAUAGGACCCCGUGGAUUUCGAGGUGCUAGAGGGCGUGCUGGAACUGAUGGAAUUCCUGGAUCAAAAGGUGAUACUGGCCAGCCUGGCGCAACGGGUCCUAUUGGAGAACGAGGAAUACCCGGUGCGGAUGGGUUAAGAGGUUUUACUGGACCCCCCGGGGCUUCUGGUCCUAGCGGUAAAGAUGGUCUUCCAGGUUUUCCAGGAGAAAGAGGUCCACCAGGGGACACUGGACCAAUAGGUAUUACUGGCGUCCCUGGAGUUAUUGGCACCCCAGGACAACCAGGAGAGGCGGGAUCCAUGGGUGAACCUGGACCAUCUGGACAGCCUGGUUUACCGGGUGAGCCAGGAAGACCUGGUGAUUCUGGAAAAGAAGGACUUCCGGGACCAGUUGGAUUACCAGGAAAACCUGGAGAACCAGGUUCUCCAGGAUUACCUGGCUUUCCAGGAGAAAGAGGUUUACCAGGAACAGCUGGAGUUAUUGGUCUUAAAGGAGAUAUGGGACCUCAAGGAUUACCAGGGUCAUCUGGUGAUAAAGGACAACAAGGAGAAAUUGGAAAAGAAGGACCACAGGGUUCUGAAGGACGUAAAGGACCUCCUGGUGUAGCUGGUUCCGUUGGUUUAAAAGGAGAUAAAGGUGAAAUCGGACUUCCAGGUCCAAUAGGAAAUGAUGGCUCUGUAGGAGCUAGGGGAGUUCCAGGUCCACCUGGUCCUGUUGGUCCACCUGGAGAUGAUGGAGAUAAAGGUGAAAUUGGUAUUCCUGGAGAAAAAGGAUUUAAGGGAUCUAAAGGAGAAAUAGGUCCUGUUGGUGGACUAGGAAAUCCAGGUCUCAGAGGAGAAAUCGGUCCAAUAGGAUUACCCGGAGAAAAAGGACCACCUGGUGACUUAGGAAGACAAGGAACUAAAGGAGAAGUAGGACCCCCGGGAUUAAUAGGACCACCUGGUCCUCCCGGAACUCAAGGCUUACCAGGACUUAUAGGAUCAAAAGGUGAAGCUGGGGAUAUUGGUGCUAAAGGACCUGUUGGAGCUCCAGGAGCACCAGGUGAAAUCGGACCAAGGGGGUUAAAAGGUGUGGAAGGACAGCAAGGAUUAAUGGGCACUGAAGGUCCCCCAGGCCCUAAAGGGGAACCAGGUUUAACUGGUUUUCCAGGUCCACAAGGCCUCGAUGGAAAGCACGGUGACCGUGGUCCUAUUGGUCCCAAAGGCGAUGAUGGUAAAAUAGGACCACAAGGUUCAAUCGGGCCAAGAGGUAACAUAGGUCCGGAAGGCCCUAAAGGCAAUGCAGGAGUACCAGGAUUCCCAGGUAUUCAAGGAGAACCUGGAAUACAAGGACCAAAAGGUGAUAGAGGGAAAGAUGGAGAUGAUGGGAAACAAGGCCCUCCAGGGCUUCCAGGCGAUAUAGGGUCUACAGGAAAACCUGGAGUCAUUGGUCCACCAGGACGAAAUGGUAAUGAAGGGCCGCCGGGACCACAAGGUAGUUCUGGUUCUCCUGGUGAAAAAGGCGAUCAAGGACUAUCAGGUGGUACUGGUUUACCAGGACCAGUUGGGAUCCCAGGACCUCCUGGUAUACAAGGACUUCAAGGACCAAUGGGAUCUCCAGGACAAGCAGGAGAUGUUGGACAUCCAGGAAAACCCGGCCAGAUCGGUGAAACUGGAAAAAUUGGAGAUACAGGUCCUCAAGGAGAAAAAGGAGAAAGAGGAAAACGAGGUCCAAAAGGUCAUCCUGGAGAUAUGGGACCAGUAGGAAUAAAAGGUCAUGAAGGAGAGAAAGGUGACAAAUGUGAACGCGGCGACCGUGGCGUAGAAGGACCAAAAGGAGAAAUGGGUCCAAUUGGAGUACCUGGAGCUAAAGGAAAUGAUGGUCCACCAGGAAUUCCUGGUGUUGAAGGUUUGACUGGACCUAAAGGAAUUGAAGGGGUAGCAGGAAAUAAGGGUGAACAGGGGCUUCCAGGCCCACCUGGUCCUCCGGGACCACCGGGAGAAGCGCCAAUGAUUCCACCUGAGUUAUCAGGAUACCAGCAAAGCUCUUUAGCACGUUGGAGAAGAGAAAUUAUGAAUAACGAAGCCAAUAAUAUAAGUUCAGAAUUUUCUAAUAUUAAUAAUAUCACAUUAGGAACAAAUGAAAACAUUUCCGACGACCCAAAAUACAUUGAUAUUGUCAGUUCAAUUUACGUAAUGAGGCAAGAUUUAGAAAGAAUUAAAAAACCUAUUGGAACCCGAGAAAACCCAGUAAUGACAUGUAAAGAUUUAUUUUACGGACAUCCCCAAUUCAAAGAUGGAUGGUAUUGGAUAGACCCUAACUUGGGAAUGCCAUUUGAUGCUGUAUAUGUAUACUGUAAUAUGAGCAGCGGAGGUGAAACGUGCGUGUUUCCUGACAUCCAUUCUAGUCAGAUGCCAAACAUUCCGUGGCGAAAGGAAGCCGAUAAAACAGACUGGUACUCAAACUUAAGAGGUGGUUUUAAAAUAACAUACGAAGCGGUUGGACCCGUCCAAAUGAAUUUUCUUCGGCUUUUAAGUCAAAGUAGCUAUCAAAAUUUUACUUAUACGUGUAUUAAUAGCGCUGCUUGGUUUAACACAAAAACCAACUCAUAUGACAUGGCAAUUAAGUUCAUGGGAGAUAGCCAGGUGAUGUUCUCCUCAGAGCUUGGAUCUCCAAAAAUUGACGUUAGAUUUGACGGGUGCAAGACACGAAAAUCAAAGAGCGAAACAAUUUUUGAAAUUCGCACCAAUAAACUUAACAGUUUACCACUUACAGACUUCUAUCCAAUCGAUUAUGGUUCUCCGCAUCAAGCAUUUGGAUUUGAAGUGGGUCCAGUAUGCUUCAAAUAGAUAAUAUUUUCAAUACCUUGGAUUAAUUAUUGUAUAAUCAUACACUUUAGGAGUAUAAUCAUUCAAUAUUUAUUUUAAAUCAUAAAUAAUAGAAUUAAAAGUAAUUAGUUUACCAAAAAAAUUGCUGUAUUACGAAUUUUAUGUUAUAGCCAUAACUUAAAUUUAUUAAUUUUAUCUGUAAUAAAUAAUUAUUGUUUUUACGUACACUACUUUAAGAGAAAUUUUAUACAUUAAAAAAUAAAUUUGAAUAAA
Molecule: messenger RNA, 5493 nt
Organism: Daktulosphaira vitifoliae (grape phylloxera)
Lineage: Eukaryota; Metazoa; Arthropoda; Insecta; Hemiptera; Phylloxeridae
Product: collagen alpha-2(XI) chain-like
Exons: 55
Coding region: 292-5241 (1649 amino acids)
Molecular function (GO): extracellular matrix structural constituent
Source: RefSeq, a predicted model, not a curated record